Molecule: messenger RNA, 375 nt
Organism: Homarus americanus (American lobster)
Lineage: Eukaryota; Metazoa; Arthropoda; Malacostraca; Decapoda; Nephropidae
Product: histone H2B, gonadal-like
Exons: 1
Coding region: 1-375 (124 amino acids)
Cellular component (GO): nucleosome
Molecular function (GO): protein heterodimerization activity; structural constituent of chromatin; DNA binding
Source: RefSeq, a predicted model, not a curated record
AUGCCUCCCCAAACUUCCGGAAAGGCUGCCAAGAAGGCUGGAAGGCAGAAAGCCAUUGCCAAGGGUGACAGAAGAAGAAAGCGCAGGAGGGAAGGAAAGCUGGCAUCUUUCAUCUACAAGGCACUGGAAGCAAGUGCACCCCCGACACAGAGUCUCACUCCAAAGCGCUAUGUAUCCAUCAUGAACUCUUUCGUGAACGACAUCUUCGAGCGCAUCGCGGCCGAGGCUUCCCGCCUGGCGCACUACAACAAACGCUCCACCAUUACAAGUCGGGAAAUCCAGACAGCUGUCCGACUCUUGCUGCCCGGUGAACUGGCCAAGCAUGCCGUGUCUGAGGGCACCAAGGCUGUCACCAAGUACACCUCUUCCAAGUAA